Messenger RNA from Lodderomyces beijingensis, 4334 nucleotides. The record is from the annotation of a GenBank genome assembly. Lineage: Eukaryota; Fungi; Ascomycota; Pichiomycetes; Serinales; Debaryomycetaceae.
AUGUCUGAUAGUCGUGUAUGUUAAGCACACACUCGGUGUAAUUCUGCUAUUGGGUUGUUUUUCCGGUUAUUGGUUACUAACUUGAUCUAUUUCAGCUGUCUAAGCUGUCUAGGCUGUCGAAAUUGCCAUCCAAGGAGUCGAACGGAACCAAUUCCAGGGAACCAGCAUAUCGACACGAGAAUGUCAAAGAGUUUAACAAACAGGUCCGAUCAGACUUGAACUACCAAGGUGCCGAUCCAAGUAAAUUGGCAAGACAACCGAAACCGGAAGGUGAAAAGCCGCGCACAAAGGUCAGUAUUAGAGCUCAAUCGACGUUCUCCUGGCAAAAUGUCGGUGGUUGGGAUCUUGAUGACCACCAGGAUAAGAAAAAGUUGUUGAAAAACGUCAAGGAUGUCGAAGCUUACAUCGUUGACCACUUUUACGGCGAUUGGUUUUGGAACACUUCGUUGAUGUUGGGCACUUGCUUUUUCGCGUGGUUGAUUGCAAGACUAGGCGGAGGCAUUUUGUCACUUGGCCUCGUGUUGUUGUUCACCAACUCGGUUUACCGAGGCGAAUUUAGGAGAUUUAACCGUAACAUUAGAGAUGAUAUGGCAAGAGUUAAAGCUAAUAACAGAUUGGUUAAGGAAUUGGAAACUAUGGAGUGGAUGAACUCAUUCUUGGACAAGUUCUGGGUCAUCUAUAUGCCGGCCCUUUCCGACACCGUCAUGUUUAUUGCAAAUGAUAUUCUUAAAGACCAAGCACCAGGUUUUGGUAUCGAAAAGUUGUCGUUGGAUGAAUUCACCUUGGGUUCCAAGGCACCACGGAUCGACUCGAUCAAGUCGUACACGCAAAAGAGCCACGACAUCAUUGAAAUGGACUGGGCUUUCUCAUUUACCCCCAAUGAUACUGAUGACAUGACCAAAAAUGAGAUUAAGAAAAAAAUUGAUCCCAAAGUUGCCUUGGGAGUUACUGUUGGAAAAGCCUUUAUUACUAAAUCGUUGCCGAUUUUGGUUGAAGACAUGUCGAUAAAGGGAAGAUUGAAAGUCAAGUUGAGACUCACAAAGAAUUUCCCUCACGUUAAAAUGGUUUCUAUCCAGUUUUUAGAAGCUCCUACAAUUGACUAUGCAUUGAAACCAGUGGGUGGUGACACUUUUGGCUUGGACAUUAUGUCUUUUAUCCCGGGUUUGUCCAAAUUUGUGAAUGGUAUCAUUCACUCCACUUUGAGACCCAUGUUGUAUGCACCAAAUUCGUUGGACAUUAAUGUUGAGGAACUCUUGGAAGGCCAGUCAAAUGACUCGAUUGGAGUUGUAGCAGUGACAAUCAAGUCGUGCAAGAAUUUGAAAACCGGACCAACUACAAAGCCCAAAAGUCUCAACCCUUAUGUCCAAAUUAAAGUGUCCAAUAAUGGAACAAUUGACGAAAAGACUAAAACCAAAAAACUCAUCAAUGAUCCAAUUUUCAUGGAAACAAAGUACAUUCUUGUGAAUCAGUUGGAGGGCAAUUUUUUGAAUUUCAACGCCUACAAUUUGAUUGAGGAUAAAAUAGAUGACCAGUUGAUUGGCAACUGUGAAUUUCCCUUGAGUGAAUUGCUUCAAGAAGACAAUAUUCAGGGAAUCACCAAGAAUAUCAUGGAAGGAGGCAAGGUUGUCGGGAAAUUGGAUAUCGACAUCAAGUGGUUCCCCGUUAUGCAACCAAUUGAGUUGGAAGACGGCCAAAAGGAAGUAAUUACUGAUUCAGAAGUUGGCAUUAUGAAAAUCACCUUGCAUGAAGCUAGAAACUUGGACAUUUCCAAGUCGGUCAUUGGAUUGCUCAAUCCAUACGCCGAAAUCUAUGUCAAUAGCGAGCUCGUUAGGUCGUGCCGUAAAUUGAGACAAACGAAUGAACCUUCAUGGGAGCAGUCGUUUGAAAGUUUAAUCACCCAGCAAACGGAAACCGAGAUUCAAAUUUUGAUUAGAGAUACUGUUGAUAAUGCCAUUGUUGCCAAUUUGGAUGUCAACCUUCAAGAUAUUGUCUUUGAAAGUGGACGAGGCCAGCAAUGGUUCACGUGUCCUGUUUUAAGUCCCAAUUCCCCUGCACCUCAAAUCAGUGUUAGUGCCAGCUGGAAAUCAUUGGCAGUUGAUGAAGAGACAAGCGCAAAACUCAUCAAGCCUGCCCCUAUUGGUGGUAUCAGAUUACACUUGAGAGGCGCCAAGGGUUUGAAAAAUUUGGAAAGUGUUGGUUACGUUGAUCCAUAUGUCAGAGUCAUUCUCAAUGGUAAAUUGCGUGCUAAAACGGUUACUUUUGCCGAAACAAUCAAUCCACAGUGGAAUACGGUUUAUUUCUUGCCAGUUGCAAAUCCUCACCUGCACUACUUGUUGCAAAUAAUGGAUGCUGAGCCAGAGGGUAAAGACAGAUCUUUGGGAACCGCUGCCAUCAACAUUUCAGAUUUUUUGAGGAAAAACGACGAAGGUUAUUGGCUCGGUUACGAUGGCAGUGAAGAGAUUAUUGAGCAGCCCGUUUUGUUUGAGUCCGAGCCCGUGGGUUCAUUGUUUUAUUCGGUGUCGUUCUUCCCCUCGAUUCCAGCAUAUUCCUUGUCCGAACUCCACAAUGAAGAGGAAUAUAAAGAGCAGAAGAAGUUGAAGGAAAAGAGGGAGAAGGAACAGCAAGAGAAAGAGGAGAAAUUGUAUAAGGAAAACCCUGGAGAGUACGAAUGGGUUGAAACCGAAGAAGACAAUAUGGCUGCUCCACCCAAGAUUCAUGUCGAAUUGGCCGAUGCCGUCAAGUACAGAGCCGGUGACAUGGCAGUGCACUUGCUCAGCGGUCAUUUUGACCGCAAUGACGUUUAUGUGCAGACCCUAUUUGACGAGCACGCCCAUCCUUCGGGCGUUUCGCCAAUAGUGGAAAACAAGAGGAUAGUGACUCCGUCGCUCGGAGAAACUUUUAUUCGUGAUUUGCCCAAUUCGAAAUUAAUCUUUAGACUUACCAAAAAGGCUGAAGUUGUUUCUGAGAAGGAUGUCAUUUUUGAAAAGAGUUAUGAUACAAUUGCGAUAUACGAACAGUCUUACCUGGAACCCAUCACGCUCAAUCUCGGAGGUCGCAAUAGUAUUGAAGUGCAAUUGGAAUACUUUCCCUCGGUUGCCAAAUUGGCCCCCAUGGAUACUGUGUUGGACGUUGGCAAGUGCAAGUUGGAGAUUAUCGGUGCAGAGGGAUUAAAGUCUGUUGACACCAACGGUAAGUCCGACCCACUUUGUGUUGUGACGAUUGAUGGUAUCGAAAUUUACAGAACAGACAAGAAGCGGAAGACCUUGGACCCACUUUGGAACGAAGCCGUUGAAUUCCCCAUGAUCUCCAGAUCAAGGGAGGUUCUUCUCCUCGAAGUGUACGAUUGGGAUCUUACCCACGAUGACGAGCUCCUCGGUGUAGCCAACCUCGACUUGUCAGCUAUCCCUGCGCUCACCACGACUCCAUUCAAGGUCAAGCUCGACACCCAGGGAACUCUCAACUUGAGAGCCACCUUCUUCCCAGAAUACAUUAGACCACCAUUGGAUCCAAAGGCCAAGAUUCCAAUCAACCUCAAGGAUGUUUCAGAUGCCCCAAUGAAGGCAGUUGGAAACAUUCAAGAGUUGGCCACCGACGCCGUGGGCACUGGUCUUGGAGCAGCUGCCGAUGGUCUCACCAAGGGACAAUCAUUCUUGAAAGGGUUCAAGAGAAAGGGCAAGAAGGACAAGGAUGGUGAGUCACUCGCUCCAAGUGAGACUUCCAACAGCAAGGCCAGCCCCAGCAAGAGCAAAAAAGAGAGCGAGGCAGACGAAGGUGACAAUGGCGGAAAGCAAAACAUUGCCGAAGAGGAAAAUAUCCCCGACGACGAGAGAGAGUUUAGAAAAGCGCAGGAUGCAGAAAUUUCCAGUGUUGUUGCUGCUCCCAACAUUCGUGAGGAGCCUCUUCCAGCGCCACAAAAGCCGGUAUUUGAGAAAUCUCACCACAGAAGCUCUAGUGCUGCCACCGACGCAAGCGGCAUUGACGGAAUUCCAGGAAGACUUACUAUUGUUGAAGGGAAAGGUUUCUCCCCUAGCUCUUUGGAUGUCAAGGUUGUCUUGAAGAGGGGACCAGGUUUAGACGACAAGAGCUUGAUCAAGACCAGAGCUUGCAAAGCCGACAAAACCACGGGACUUUGCAAAUGGAACGAAAGUGUUCCGUUCAGAUCGCCUACAACGGGCCACCUUGUGCUAACUGUGAGAGAACACCACACUUUUGGCAAGAGUGUAACUGUUGGCGAGGGCGUUCUCCACUUGGCAGAAUACAUGAAUGUCAAUGAGAAUAUCGUUGUGCCUGCUGGUGAAGGUGCAAUAGUUGUAAACCUAAAGUACUUUAAUUAG